Molecule: messenger RNA, 2038 nt
Organism: Sapajus apella (tufted capuchin)
Lineage: Eukaryota; Metazoa; Chordata; Mammalia; Primates; Cebidae
Gene: ATP6AP1L
Product: ATPase H+ transporting accessory protein 1 like
Exons: 8
Coding region: 905-1891 (328 amino acids)
Cellular component (GO): proton-transporting V-type ATPase complex
Source: RefSeq, a predicted model, not a curated record
AACUCCUGACUUUGUGAUCCACCCGCCUCAGCCUCCCAACGUGGGAUUACCGCUGUGAGCCACUGCACGCAUCCGGGUUAGUGCUUUUUAAGAACUGAAAGAUCAGUGAAGAAGAGGAGCAUAACUGAGGAGCAGUAUGGCACUAGAUAGGGUCUGAAAGUUACACAGCGACAUGUGGAGCCUGUAGCCCAUGGUAAAGCCCUUUUCUACUCUUCUGGUGAUUUAAGGCCAUAGUAAAAUUUUGAGCAUGUGAGUAGGUAUCAAAAUGGGAUUUGUAUUUUUAUGAGAUUACUCUGGCUGUUGAGAGGAGAAAAAGACAUGAAUCUGGGAGGCCACUUGGGAAGGUAUUGCAAUAGCUCAGAUGAGAGAUGGUGGUAGCUUGGACCCUCAGUGGAGAUGGUAAAAAGUGGUUGGGUCAGAUAUACUGUUUGGUGGUAGAAUGAAUAGAAUUUGCUCAGUACUGUAGGAUGCGAGAGAGGAGUUAAUUAGAGCACUGUGAUUUUUGACCUGAGCACUUGGUUGAGUUGUAGAGUUGUGAGUUGUGAGUUGGGUGAGUUGCAGAGUGGGAAAUACUAGGACAGGAGCAAAUUUCAAAGGAGGAAAUGAAGAGUUCUGCUCUGGAUGUGUUAAGUUUGAGCUGUCAAACAUUCAGGGAUGUGAAAGGGACAGUUGGAUAUAUGAUACGAAGUUGAGGAGUCAUCGACGAAUAAAUAGUAUUAAAAACUCUGGCUCUGACUGAGAUAGCUUAGGCCAUGACUGUAGGUAGAACAGAGAAAGAUUAGAGUCCUGAACAUACCAAAGUUUAGUGGUACAGAAGAGAAGGCAGGUGAAGCAAAAUAGAUGAAGAAAGAGUGGCCAGUGUUACAUUCUGUUCAAAGCCAAGUGAAGAAAGGAGUGAAGAAGUAUGAAAAGAGGAUUUUCACUAGCUUUGGAGCAUAUAUUUGCCAGGAAGAAUGUAAGUUCUUCAACAUCUUCAAAUAAAGAAAUGGUUUUGAAGAAUGAUCAGAAUAAUGGAGAUAUGAAACCAGUCCAGAAUUUCGCAACAAUACCAAUCACACAGGCUCUCAACUACAAUCUGAGCAAAGAAGGGCAUUUAGAAAAAGAACCUUGGAAUGCAUUCAGCCAUCAUGGCCCAGUUAAUGUCUCCAUCGAUGGAAUGCCUUGCAUUCUCUUCUGGGCCAAAAGAAUCACGAUUAAAUUUAAGAAUCAAACCUGGCUGGACCUUACAGGCCAGGCAUUUGGUCAGAAGGCAACAGUGGACCCUGACAACUCAAAUUGCAGUGAAGAAAGUGCUAGGUUGUCUUUGAAGCUUGGUGAUGCUGAAAACCCCAGAAGUCUUGCUAUAAGAUUCAUCCUUACCAAUUACAACAAGUUGUCCAUCCAGAGUUGGUUUAGUUUGCGCCAAGUCGAGAUCGUUUCCAACAAUUCAAUCCAAGCGGUCUUUAACCCAGCUGGCAUAUAUGCUCCGUCCGGUUACUCCUACCGCUGCCAACGCGUGGGCAGCCUGCAGCGGGACCAUGCCCUCUUGCUGCCCAGUGACACAGAUGAUGGGUCGAGCCUGUGGGAGGUCACUUUUAUUGAUUUCCAGAUCCAAGGUUUUGCCAUUAAGGGGGGACGAUUUACCAAGGCCCGAGACUGCGCCUCCUCAUCCUCACCUGCUAUUCUGAUCGGCCUGGCAACAUCCCUGAUCCUGCUGCUGGUGUUGGCCUAUGCCCUGAACAUGCUCAUCUACCUGCGGUAUCUCGACCGGCACUAUGAUCUCAUUGCCUCUCCUGCCCACUUCCCACAGCUGAAAGCUCGAGACACCGCCAAAGAUAAGGAACUGCUGAGGAGCCAGGAGGCUGAAUGCUACGAACUGAGAAGCCAGCAGCUCAGCAAAACAUAUGCUUAGCAGCACAGGCUGCCCCUACCACAUCCACAGUGGGCUCCGAAAAUGGUUUCUGUUCUGUGCUAUUUGACUUGUGAAUUAAAGAUUUUCACCAAAUGUCUUGAUUACAAAAACAAACAAACAAAAAAUGAAAAGGAAAUACACAAUGAA